Messenger RNA from Heteronotia binoei (common prickly gecko), 4119 nucleotides. It is a transcript of the gene GALNT14, whose product is annotated as polypeptide N-acetylgalactosaminyltransferase 14. Gene Ontology annotation, cellular component: Golgi apparatus. The transcript is spliced from 15 exons. NCBI's taxonomy places the organism in Eukaryota, Metazoa, Chordata, Lepidosauria, Squamata, Gekkonidae. The record is from RefSeq and is a predicted model, not a curated record. The coding region runs from base 4 to 1662 and encodes 552 amino acids.
ACCAUGAGGCGCUUGAGUCGACGGCUGGCUUUGUCUGUCUUGGGGAUUCUGUGGAUCGCGGCUCUCCUCCUCUUCUUCGGGACCAGGAAGAAGUUGGAAGUGGUGGGACCCGAGGGGCACACCCCCAAGCAGGGCUCUGAUAUUGAUUGGGAUGACCUCUGGGAUCAGUUUGAAGAAAGAAAGUACCUGAGUGCCCGGAAAUGGAAGGGUGGAGAGGAUCCAUAUCGGCUGUAUGCUUUCAACCAAAGGGAAAGUGAGAGGAUUCCCAGUGAUCGUGCCAUUCGUGACACUAGACACCACAGAUGCACUACUUUGCACUAUCGUAAAGAUCUGCCACCAACUAGCAUCAUUAUCACCUUUCAUAAUGAAGCCAGGUCAACACUACUAAGAACCAUAAGAAGUGUUCUGAACCGAACCCCUGUGCAUCUGGUCCAUGAAAUCAUUUUGGUGGAUGACUUCAGUGAUGAUCCUGAUGAUUGCCGUUUGCUGGUCAAGCUACCUAAAGUGAAAUGUUUACGCAACAGGCAGAGAGAAGGUUUGAUCCGGUCCCGCAUUCGAGGAGCAGACAUGGCACAGGCAGGAGUUCUGACUUUCUUAGACAGUCAUUGUGAGGUGAACAAGGACUGGCUGCUGCCUCUUUUGCAGAGGAUCAAAGAGGAUCCAGUCCAUGUGGUGAGUCCUGUUAUUGACAUCAUCAACUUGGAUACUUUUGCUUAUGUGGCAGCUUCUUCAGACCUGAGAGGUGGAUUUGAUUGGAGCUUACAUUUUAAAUGGGAACAGCUUUCUCCAGAGCAGAAGGCAAAGCGCACUGACCCUACAGAGCCCAUCAAGACUCCUAUCAUUGCAGGGGGACUUUUUGUGAUUGAUAAGGCCUGGUUCAACCAUCUUGGGAAAUAUGACCCUGCCAUGGAUAUCUGGGGUGGAGAGAACUUUGAAAUUUCAUUCCGGGUGUGGAUGUGCGGAGGAAGCUUGGAAAUCAUCCCCUGUAGUCGGGUCGGGCACGUCUUCCGAAAGAAGCAUCCCUACACCUUCCCUGAGGGAAAUGCUAACACCUAUAUAAAAAACACCAAGCGCACAGCUGAAGUGUGGAUGGAUGAGUAUAAGCAGUACUAUUAUGCUGCCCGGCCUGCGGCUCAAGGGAGGCCAUAUGGAGACAUCCAGAGCAGAGUAGAGCUGAGAAAGGCCUUGAAAUGUCAUUCCUUCAAGUGGUAUUUGGAAAAUGUUUAUCCAGAACUUAGAAUCCCUGAGGAAUCACUCUACCAGUCUGGGAUAAUACGACAAAGACAGAGAUGCCUGGAAGCCCAGAAGUCUGAGGGACAGCAGUUCCCAGUUGUAAUCUUGAAUCCCUGCAUUAUCAGCAAGACCACAGCUGCAGUGGCACAGGAAUGGAUAUAUACUUACAACCAGCAAGUCCGUCACAGUCAGCUAUGCUUGUCCGUACAAACUCUCUUUCCAGGUUCCCAGGUGGUGCUCUUACCUUGUAAAGAAGGGGAUGGAAAGCAGCGAUGGAGUAAAGUCAGUUCUCACAUUGAGCACAUGGCUACACGUUACUGCCUGGACACUGAAAUGGUGGGGGACACCAAUGAGAACAUGAGAGAAGUUGUAAUUAACCCUUGUGAGAGCACAGCCAUGAGUCAACGGUGGGAGAUGGUGAUGUCGUGACCAUGCCUGCCAAGAUGAUGGUGAAUUGAGCCAAACAGGAGUUUUGUGAAGAACAGCCAAAGCUGUUGUACAAGCUUUGGGGGUGGGGUAGAGCUUGCCUUAUAAUAGGGCACAAGCCAAAGAAUAAGGACACGCAGCUGUGCCUAGGUUAAAUAAAGCACGUAAGUGCUGGCUCUGAGAGCCAUGGCAGUAAUUGGGUCCAGUGGGGCUGUACACCCAUAUGGUUAAGAACAACACAAUCUGAACAUUUCCUUCAAUAACAUCCCUCAUCUGUGGUUGAAGCAGGAAAGGCUUCUCAUUUUUGAGAAGGGAAAACUGCUGAAAUCAGUAAAUGCGGUAUUUAUUUUUGUCAUUGCAAAGGUGGUGGGACAGCCUUGGUUAAUAAUUGGGAGGUGGGUGGGAAGGAGAGUUUAUCUAGUUGUUAUAGGAGCACAGAAAUGAACAUGUUGGGAAUUAGCUGAAAAGGCCAACUAAUCUUGCACUUUUGAUUGAUGUAACUGAGCACAUCUCUGGAAGAGUGUCAGAUCUAAGCUAUAUUGCACAUUAUGAUUUGUUUGUGAUCGAUGUACUUGUGUGCUAGAUACUGUUUAUGUCUGGCAGGAGAGUAAGAAAAUAAGAAUGCAUAUGUUGCAGUCUGAGAGAUGUGGUCAGAAUCUAUACACAUGGAGAAGGUAAUAUUUACACCAUGCUCUCAGCUGCAUGAACCUUUCUCCUAAAUUUUGGGCAAUCUUGGGAAAGAAACCAUCAGUGUCCUCUCCUAAAAUGCACUCUUUCUUUGCACAGAGCCCCAAGCCUAGUGUGAAACUAGGUCAUUAUCAUACUCUCCCUGCAUUGAAAGUUGACAUGCUGAGCACUCUGGGAAAUGUGGUUUAUUUGCUUUAUACAAAGCACCCAGGAAUAUUGAAAACAGAGACAUUGCUUCUAAUCAUCCCAGGUACUCUGUGCAGUAAAAAAUUAUACUGCUCAGUAGUCUUCUUGACAGCUUCUAAGCUUUGGCAAGUAGCCUAUCAUUGCCAGGUGGCAGUACUGGCUAUGGUACUGUAGAGCUGUUGAAGUCUCCAUCACACAACUGUACUGCUAAGACUAAGCACUUGAGAUGACCAUGGUUGGGUACCAGCAAAAGCUGUUCACACUUGGAAGCAGCAUUAUAAAGCUAUCAUUCCCUGUGGAGAUAAGACAUUUGUUUUCUCUAUGCCAUGGAGGUCUCUGAUCAAGCAGGUUUCACAGUUUCAUAAAGCACUACAAAAAAUGAAAGUCUUGUACCUUGGAGCAAUCAGUAGUGGUACAGAAUGGUACAGGGAUGGGUAGAACUGAAACACGAGCCUAAAUUUGCAAUGAAAAUUGCCUAGUCUGUUAGCCGAGAUCUGCACAGUCUUUCCUGCAAUGAACCUUCCAUGAUCCUCCGUAUGAUUUUUGGAGAUUUGGGUGGUUUGUGGUGGUGGAUGUUGGUGGCAUCCACAGCAAACACUCUAGUGCAGAUCAGUUACAAUUGUCAAAGCAACAGGACUUCUGCAGUCUUGGAAACACCAAUAGUGGCUCUCCAAAGCUUGAUGGGUGGCGCUGGCCACCAAUAAGUGAGCUUCCAUUAUAUUUCCAGCUCAUACACAGCUGUUCUUUUCCAUCAGCAACUGGCACACCAUGUGGCAGUUAAAGAGAGGGAAGGGAAUUGUAAUUCAUUCCUCAGUGUGGACCAUAAUGUUGUGGAUAUUUGGUGCUUUCUCGGGUCUUUGAGGCACCUGCCUUCUGCUCACACUGAGCAGAGGGACUUAGCUUCAUUGGUUCCUUGGAUGAGGACCCUCCCAUUGAACUUUGUGAUUAGCACUUUCCUGGGGGCACUUGCUUGGGGGGCUGUAACUUGGCCCCUCUAAAUGCUGCCUUCACCAGUCUCAGAGGGCAGGUAGAAGAGAGUCAGCUGGAGACUUGCUGUGAGUUUGGUAUCUCUAGCCUGCAGGACAGCUGUUCUACCACAUCACAAACCUCAUGAAAUGAACUGGUUCAAUAAACAGGAAGGUUCAUGAAGGUUCAUGCUUUGUGUAGCCCCUAAACUGAAAUGAAUCUUGAUUUUCCUGGUUUAUGCCCAUCUCUAGUACAGAAUUCUGGAAUUACUUCAUCUGUCUUAAAGAUUUGAAUAGUCUGGAAUACAUGACCAUGUUAAUACUGGUCUUCAAAUUACAAAUCAGCCCAAUGCUGGACAUGUGGGAAAGCAAUCCAAUAGUCACUGAUGAAUUACAAACCAGACUUGUUGAGUACAGUCAUCACUAUAGUCUUGAUUCUGUUCGAGUCUUGAUUCUGUUUGAGAGGGCUGAUAACACUGUUGCUUUUUGUGUCUGAGAGGGUCAUGGAUGAGCUUGAAAUCUCUGGGUGAUCCUCUAUAACUGUAAUGUGUCUCACUGUUUUAAGACAUUGGAAUAGGGGAAAUUUUCACAUACAUCAUAAAACAAUAUUUUGCUACCUGAA